This is a messenger RNA of Nicotiana attenuata, 1051 nucleotides long. RefSeq names its product surfeit locus protein 2. The record is from RefSeq and is a predicted model, not a curated record. The transcript has 5 exons. NCBI's taxonomy places the organism in Eukaryota, Viridiplantae, Streptophyta, Magnoliopsida, Solanales, Solanaceae. The coding region runs from base 68 to 880 and encodes 270 amino acids.
GAGCUCCUACUUCCUCUGCUUUGCCCUAACGAGAACUCAACUCAGCUUGUUACACUGCACAAAACCAAUGGGGAAAAAAGCAAGCAGGGGAGGAGAAGGAGAAAGAGGAGAAGAAGGCGAUAGCUCCAGUGGGAAAGAGGGUUUCAAUUUGUUGGGGAAGCCGAGAUUCAAAAAGUUGGAGAAUGGCCGCUACAAAUGCGUGGAAACAGGCCACGAGCUGCCGGCGCACGCCAGGGAAUCUUAUGCUCAAAGCAAGCACUGCCGAUUGGGUCUAAUCGAUGCUGCUCUUUCUAAAAAUAAACCUCCUCUCAACAUGUUCGACCAAGACCCUUUCAAUCGGUCAAAAUUGAUAUGUAAAUUAACAGGAGAUACAGUUAAUAAGUCUGAGGAGCACUUAUGGAAGCAUAUUAAUGGGAAACGGUUCCUCAAAAUGUUAGAGAAAAAGGAAACUGAAAAUGAAAUUGAAAACGGAGGGCUAGAAAAGCAAGGAGAAGAUGAAGCAGCUAAGAAGACAGAUAGCAAAGCUAAUCGUCGGGACAAGAAGAAAAACAAAAAGAAAGAAACAGAAGAUGCUAGCAAGAUUAUAUCAGAAAUAAGGGAUUCUUCUGGAAAGAACAGUGACUCGGAAGAAGACGCCGAAUUUUGGAUGCCCCCAGCUGGUGAACGUUGGGACAAUGAUGAUGGAGGUGAUCGAUGGGGAUCUGGUUCAGAAUCAGGACCAGAAGAUGAUGAUGCUAAUGUCGAAGAUGGAGGAAUUGAAGAGGAUCACCAUGAUGCUGGAGAGCUUUCUAAGCGGGCAAAACGCAUGUCCCUUGAGAUCGGACCCAGUAGCUUUGCCUCAAGGAAGAAGAAGAAGAAGACCAGUGCUACUGCUACAUGAUAUUUGUCCUCAGAAAAAGCAAUACAAAUUUUGUUUAUUUGCUAGGGUGUAGUUGCAAUACCGCUUGCAAACUUGCUUGCUUCAUUUUUGCAUCUUUAUUUUGCUCAUUGCAUGUUAUUGAAGGAAAACAUUUCUGCUAUUAAUGUAAGUUAUUGCUGUCUUUUUUAUAUU